This is a messenger RNA of Brenthis ino (lesser marbled fritillary), 375 nucleotides long. NCBI's taxonomy places the organism in Eukaryota, Metazoa, Arthropoda, Insecta, Lepidoptera, Nymphalidae. The record is from the annotation of a GenBank genome assembly.
AUGGACGCGGUGUACCCGGCGGCGGCGUCGGCGCUGGCGCGCGGGCGGCGGCGGCGGCGCGGCGACCCGCGGCAGCGGCACCGCACCACGCCCGUCACCUUCGCCGAGAUCAAGGAAGUAGACGAAGACAACGAGGAGAAUGAAGAAGCGAGGGCGUCUAGUGUCGCGAGUGUCGCGAGCGUGGCGAGUGCGGCGAGCGCGGAGCGCCGGCGCCGCCCGGACCUGCUGGACGAGCGGCUCGGCCGGGAGUUCGCCGAGUUCCGGAGGCGCCGCGCGCGCCGCGACCCCUUCCGCGAGCUGGACGAGGUGCCGCCGCCCUCGCCGCCGGCCUCGCGCGCCGCCAGCGAGCCGCGCCCUGACCAGAUCGACCCCUCU